Drosophila albomicans is the source of this 2276-nucleotide messenger RNA. It is a transcript of the gene Pdk, whose product is annotated as pyruvate dehydrogenase (acetyl-transferring) kinase, mitochondrial. Gene Ontology annotation, molecular function: pyruvate dehydrogenase (acetyl-transferring) kinase activity. Bases 923 to 2167 code for a protein of 414 amino acids. Gene Ontology annotation, biological process: regulation of glucose metabolic process; protein phosphorylation. The record is from RefSeq and is a predicted model, not a curated record. Gene Ontology annotation, cellular component: mitochondrion. The transcript has 5 exons. Lineage: Eukaryota; Metazoa; Arthropoda; Insecta; Diptera; Drosophilidae.
CUCUUCGACAGUCUCUCGAAUCGUGGAGCAAUAAUUUGAGACAAUUUCGCGGCGGCACUCCGCUUAGUCGACGCAAAACGCUGCAACAACAAAGACGACGACGACUACACACAACAGAGAGCUAAAAGUAAAUAAAUAGCAAAGUUAAAAACAGUGUUAUGACACGCGUGGCGCACAAAACCAGCGAAUAAUAGUUGUGCAUAUAAUCGGUCAGACUCCAAAGAGCAUAUUUUACCAUCAUCUAAAGCUUUUUAUGGAGGAAGAAGCAUCAGCAAACUGCCGACAGCAAAAACAGCAGCAGAAACAGCAGCCACAACAACAAUAAACUUAUUAACAACACAAAAAGCUGUAGCAAGCAAAAGGCAACAACAAAAAGAAGGUUUUGCGGUUUAUACAAAUACAAAUACAAAUAUUUUGCUACAUUUUUACAAUAACAUCGCGUUGCGACAGCUAAAAGCACAAUUGAUUUAUUGUUGUUGUUACUGGGAGUCAAGAACAGCAGCAGCAGCAGCAGCAACAACAACAACAACAACACCCAUUUAGCACACUUAAAAAAAAGACAUUGCCAGCUGUUCGUUCGUUGCGGUAAAAAAAAAGCUCGUUCAUCGUUUUCGCGACACACAAGUAAAAGUGAAAAGCCCGGUCAACGUCCUGCUGCUUAAAUACAAAAGUGAGGUUAUGCACGUCAUCAUCCUGGCCGUUGUUGUCGGCAUCUGAAGGUGAGCGAAGGACACUCCGCUCGCACUGCCGCCGGCCUAACGUUGCCACAUAUAUACAUAAUUAAAUUGUCACGAGUGGACAGCCUUCGGACCAAAUAAAGUUGUUGUAGAUAACACACACAACUGAUAGAUAGAGCAACAGCAACAGCAACCCCCCGCCACCCAAUCUCCUGCGUCUUACACACACACACAAAGCAAUCAAUAUGCGUAUUUUCCCCGUUCGCCUCUCGGCCGUCUCGUCAUCGAUGUCGAGCCUGGCCAAAAUGUUGGAUUUCUAUUCGGGCUUUAAUCCGUCGCCGCUGUCAAUAAAACAGUUUAUGGAUUUUGGUCAAAAUGCAUGUGAAAAGAAGUCGUAUAUAUUUCUUCGGAAGGAGUUGCCCGUGCGCUUGGCGAAUAUCAUGAAGGAGAUCGCCUUGCUGCCCGAUAAUCUGCUGCACACGCGUUCCGUCAGCGAGGUGAGCUCGUGGUACGUAAAGAGCUUCGAGGAUGUGCUGGAAUUUGAGAACGCCGAACCCACUCACGAUAAUCUACAAAAAUUUGUGCACGAUUUGGAUCUCAUUAGGAAUCGACACAAUGAUGUGGUACAGACGAUGGCGCAGGGCGUCAUCGAGAUGAAGGAGAACGAAGGCGGUCAAGUGGAUGCGCCCACCGAAAGCUCCAUACAAUAUUUUCUCGAUCGUCUCUACAUGUCACGCAUCAGCAUUCGCAUGCUGAUCAAUCAGCACACGCUGCUCUUUGGCUCCAGUCCGCACUCGCUGGGCCGUCACAUUGGCUGCCUGGAUCCCGCCUGUGAUCUAUCAGAUGUGGUGCGCGAUGCGUAUGAGAAUGCCCGCUUCCUCUGUGAUCAAUACUAUCUGACGAGUCCCGCUCUCGAGAUACAGCAGUACAGCACCACGUCGGAUGAGCUAUUACCCAUACGCACCGUGUACGUGCCAUCGCAUUUGUAUCACAUGCUGUUCGAACUCUUCAAGAACUCCAUGCGUGCCGUUGUCGAGCAUCACAACCAUGACAAUUGCGAGACACUGCCGCCACUCAAGGUGGCCAUCUGCCGUGGCAAAGAAGACAUCUGCGUGAAGAUCUCCGAUCAGGGUGGCGGCAUUCCGCGUUCCCAGUCCGAUCAGCUCUUCAAGUACAUGUACAGCACAGCACCGCAGCCCACGAAGUCGGAUAUGAACACAGUGCCCUUGGCUGGCUAUGGUUACGGGUUGCCCAUCUCGCGGCUCUAUGCUCGCUACUUCCACGGUGACAUUGUGCUGCUCUCCUGCGAGGGUUUCGGCACUGAUGCCAUCAUCUACCUGAAGGCGCUUUCGGAUGAGGCCAACGAGUUGUUGCCCAUCUUCAACAAGACAAGCUCAAAGUUCUAUCGCGCCACCGUGCCCACCGGUGACUGGUCGAAUCAGGUAAAAUACGCUAAGAAGCCGAAGAAGACGAGCGCUGUUGUCCAAUAGUCCUCCUCCUCCCACCCCCCAAGCACGACGAAGUCGAAGGCUGUGUUAAGAGUCAGCCCAACCCCAGAAACCAACCCAACUAAUCCCAGCAUGGAUCCUGAUCCCCUCU